Aspergillus ruber CBS 135680 is the source of this 825-nucleotide messenger RNA. Its product is annotated as RNA recognition motif domain-containing protein. Lineage: Eukaryota; Fungi; Ascomycota; Eurotiomycetes; Eurotiales; Aspergillaceae. The coding region runs from base 1 to 825 and encodes 274 amino acids. The transcript is spliced from 4 exons. The record is from RefSeq and is a predicted model, not a curated record. Gene Ontology annotation, molecular function: nucleic acid binding.
AUGGCUGCCGGUAAAGCAGCGACCUCUUUCGACGAUAUUAUCCGAGCCGGUCGCCAAAAGAAGAAGAAUGAAGAGCUAGCAAGUCAGAUCUUAGGGAAGAACAGGAGAGCCAGCGCGCCAGGCUCCGGCGCUGUUGGGAAGAAAGCUCAGAAUCAGAAUGCGACACCUAGGAGCCUAGCAAGCAGGAUUGGUGUCACAAAGGUAACAACACCAUCGCCAAACAGCAAACCGGCUGUGUCCGCAGCGCCUCCUGCACCCUCGAAAGCCCCGCGAUCCAAGUCCGCGAACAAGCGCCGUCUAGAUGAAGAUCGCUUGAUUUCAGCUCUCAACCCUGCGAACGGGCAGUCGGUAAUCCGGGAUUACACCGGGGGGAUGAGCAUCAAGGGGGCGAGCUCCGGGCCGUUCGUUGUCAUUGGAAGCAAUUUUGCACCUGGUACCACUGCGGCAGACAUUCAAUCAGCCUUAGAACCGGUUUGCGGCUCGGUGAUGAAUUGUUGGAUUGUUUCACAGUACCCAGCUGUGACUGCUGAGAUUACUUUUGCGGAGAAGUGGUCUGCAGAGAAUACCGUCGCUAACUUUCACAACCAGAAGGCCGAUGGUAGGGUUCUUUCCAUGCGCUGGAAGCCAGCUGGAGCAGCGUCAGAUUACAACCCUCAAGCAUCAUCUUUCAAUGAUUUCCGUGAACAGGCCGACCGACAACGCCGUAAUCGCCACGCGAACCCCGCGAUACAGGAUGGAACACAUGGAUUUCAGGACCAUGGACUCUACAGCGACCAAAUGAUGGUUGAUGCUCCGACUCAACCCCGUGGGAGACGACACCGAUAG